This is a messenger RNA of Ictalurus punctatus (channel catfish), 951 nucleotides long. RefSeq lists its product as uncharacterized. Bases 16 to 768 code for a protein of 250 amino acids. The record is from RefSeq and is a predicted model, not a curated record. Lineage: Eukaryota; Metazoa; Chordata; Actinopteri; Siluriformes; Ictaluridae. The transcript is spliced from 2 exons.
UCGCUUGAGCUUCACAUGGUGCGGCUGGAACUGGAGGAUGUGGAGAAGCAGAUCCGCGGCCUACUCGACAAGCAGGCCCAGCUGCUGGAGCAACAAACUGCGCUGGAAACAUCUUGUGCCUCUGCUCACAUAUCCAAGGUAAGCACACAGCGUGGUAUUUCCACUCCCAGCCCCUCUACGCCGUGUGUUUCUCUGUGCAGGGACCGUGCACCUAGGACUUUCCCAGCCGUGGUCUCCGUCACGCCAGCGCCAACACACCUCGGGCCUUGGGUGAACCAGCGGCGAAAGGCGCGGGCUGGACCUUCUCCACCUCCGGUGUUCGAGAUUCCAACCAGGAACCGCUUCGCCCCUCUCCGCCAGACCAGACCCAACACUGUGAUCGUCGGGGACUCCAUUGUGCGGAACGUCCGUGUAGCCUCAUCUAAAGGUAAGGUGCGCACACACUGUUUUUCUGGUGCUUGUGUCCUUGAUGUCGCUGCGCAGGUAUCCGGGAUCCUGAAGAAGGACGAGCGCAUUGGAGCGGUUGUGCUGCACGCGGGGACGAACGACACCAGGCUGCGGCAGACGGAGGUUCUGAAGAGGGACUUCUCCAGCCUGAUCGAGACGGUACGAGGCAGAUCACCUACCGCGAAGAUCAUCGUCUCUGGACCUCUUCCCACAUACAGACGUGGAGCAGAAAAGUUGUUUCGUCCUGAUGGCCUGCACCCCAGCAGCCUUGGAGCGGAACUGCUUUCAGACAACAUUUCCAAGGCGCUACACUCCAAGUGACUGCCUACCGUAAGUACAUCUUCCAAUAAUAACAUUCAGUAUAAUCAAUGUUCAACUAAAAAUCCGGCAAAGGUAAUACAUACUAUAGAGACUGUGUCUGUUCCCCGAGCUAUUCAAAUAUAUAGAAAAUCUCGGAAAGUCGAUCUUCGUAACCUAAUUAACAUAAAAAUUAAAUCAUAUUGA